AUGGCGCAGUUUAUGCUCUUUUUUCUGAUGAGUACACUUUUCUACAAAGUAAAUUCACUGACCUGCUAUCAAUGCAUACCUGAGACAUCAUUAACAUGUACUGCAACUAAAGUGGAUUGUCCUGUCGGUCAGUGUGGCACCAUGAGAACCACAUCUUACACGGGAAACAACAAGUUGGCUGACAUGAUUAUGAAGAACUGCUCUACAACUCAACAGUGUGUGACUGCAUCUGUAAACUUUGGAGUUACAAAAACAGUGAUUAGCAAUAAGUGCUGUAAUACUGACCUGUGCAAUAACCAGAGUGAAAUAGAACCACCCAAAAGUGUCCCAAAUGGCAUGAAGUGCUACACCUGUAAUGGGCAGGACUGCGCAUCUACUUUAGCUUGUAUUGAUGGUGAAGAUCAUUGUAUCAAGGCAACAGUCGAAACUGAUGGCCAGAUGAGGAUAAUGCAAGGGUGUGCCACUGAAAGUUUUUGCAAGGGUGACCUGUCCACACAGAUUGGUCAGUCCAGUGUAGCUGUUGACCUGACCUGUUGUAAAGGAAAUCUUUGUAACAGUGCAAAGACCGUCACCCAGAGUCACUUGUUUCAACUGGGGCUCCUGCUCUGUACCAUUGUACAAACAUCAUUUUGAGCUUUGUGUUCCUUAUGAUCCUUCUUAAGGCUUAAACUAAUUUUACCAAAUUACUUUCAUAAUCCAGCAUGUUAAAUAGGUUUAUGCACGGUUUCUAAAUACCUGCUUCUGCAAAUUAAUGUAUAGAAUGUGUGAGUAUUGUUGUUUCAUUAUGUGCUCAUUAGGUUUUUGUAUAUACAGAAAGUGUAAUAUACAUUUUUGCCUCUCCCUUGGACUAUUUACUAAAUGUAUCUGUCAUUCUGAACAGAGAUUAAUGGAACAGCCCACCUAAAGAUGAAAUAUCUGUAUGACAUUCUUUCUGUGGUACACAAAAGGUGAUGUUUGGCAGAAUGUUA
Molecule: messenger RNA, 968 nt
Organism: Myxocyprinus asiaticus (Chinese sucker)
Lineage: Eukaryota; Metazoa; Chordata; Actinopteri; Cypriniformes; Catostomidae
Gene: negaly6
Product: neuromast-expressed gpi-anchored lymphocyte antigen 6
Exons: 5
Coding region: 1-633 (210 amino acids)
Source: RefSeq, a predicted model, not a curated record